Messenger RNA from Chaetura pelagica (chimney swift), 966 nucleotides. It is a transcript of the gene ZPBP, whose product is annotated as zona pellucida binding protein. Gene Ontology annotation, cellular component: zona pellucida receptor complex; acrosomal vesicle; extracellular region. Gene Ontology annotation, biological process: binding of sperm to zona pellucida; acrosome assembly. The record is from RefSeq and is a predicted model, not a curated record. NCBI's taxonomy places the organism in Eukaryota, Metazoa, Chordata, Aves, Apodiformes, Apodidae. The annotation marks the transcript as partial. The transcript is spliced from 8 exons.
UGCCGCCUCCUCCUCCUCGUCCUCCUCCUGCUGCAGGCACCCCCCGCAGUUCAGUCCUCAAAGACAUAUUUAAGAAGUGUGGGAUCAAGACACGAUAGCUUAAAAAUAGAGGGAUCUGUCGUAUCUCCAGUUAAAGUUUAUGUCAGGCUGUAUCACGACAGCCCACGUAUUUUGUGUCUUACAAAUAAUCUGCGAAACUUAGAACUGAUUGAUCCAAUAUUCCAGUGGUAUGGACCAGGUGGUCGACUUUCUUCAGAAAAUAGCAAUGUGCAGAUAUCACCAACAGGAACUUUAGUGUUGAGACACUUCAACAUGAGUGGAGUUUACACUUGUUCCAUUGUUUAUAAGCUAACAUCAAUGCAACCUGAUAGAAACCUCGUAAUGAAUUAUUCUAUUUAUGCUUAUUCUGAUCCUGAAAUGUACUAUGAGUUCACAGCCCGGUAUCAUGCAGCUCCCUGCAACAGUUCUCGUAAUACUUGUUUUGAGAAAAAGUUGCUUAAAAAACUAAGCCAACUUGUUGCUGAAUUUUCUUGUAAGGUUACAUUAAUUAAUUCAGAAUGCCAUAAUUUAAAAAUGCAGAGAGCUGGUGGACAAAGUGUAAUCUUCUUUACAUUUUCAGUUGCUUGCUUAAGCCGAGAAAAACACAACAGACUAGGUCAGCGACGUGCUUGUGACACAUCUCAUAGACUGAGGAAGGCAAAAGAAUUGAUACAGAUAUUUUUUAACAAACAGCUGAAAUUUAGCAGGGAAGGUUCUGAACCGUUGUCUGAAAUAUACUACAUUGAAGGUACUCUACGAACAGUAUUGGUUGAUCGCUGCUAUCCAGGGUAUGGAAUGAAUCCUCUAAUGCAUCCAGACUGUCCAGAGUGUUGUGUUGCAUGCAGCCCAGGAUCAUACAAUCCUAGUAAUGGAACACACUGCCUUCAGUGCGACAGCAGUUUGGUAUAUGGAGCAACCAAUUGCUAA